Parasteatoda tepidariorum (common house spider) is the source of this 1760-nucleotide messenger RNA. It is a transcript of the gene LSm-4, whose product is annotated as COMM domain containing 5 Like Sm protein 4. The record is from RefSeq and is a predicted model, not a curated record. Gene Ontology annotation, cellular component: nucleus. Lineage: Eukaryota; Metazoa; Arthropoda; Arachnida; Araneae; Theridiidae.
UAAGCAGCUGGAAGCUUCAAUACCAGCUACCUCCCCCCAUGUUUAUUGUCUGACUGAAAUGUUAAUUUCUGAUUAAAAAAAUUUUUUUUUUCUUCAAGUACAUACAGUUUAGUGUCUGUUUUGAUAUGUUAACCACGUUUUCACAAUUUCUUAAAAGAAAAAUCUGUGUCUUUCCUUGUGUUAAUAAUAUUUGAGCUACCAAUUUAUUACUAUUUUACUCAUCUAUAAUGUCAUCCACUAUCAGUUCAGGGUCUGAGAGAAGUCUGUUUCUUGGCCCCAGGAUUCCUAAUCAUACAAAAUCCUUAAAUCGUUUAUUACAGAAUAUUAACAGAAACAUCUUCCGCCAGCUUCUAAAAUUAGCUGUGCAAGAUUUUGAAGGAAAACAAGUUAAUCCGCAGAGGUAUCUUGCUAUUAAAGAUGCAAGCGAUGAUAAUUGUGAAAUCGAUGUCAUUUAUGGAGCUCUGCUUUAUCUAUUGAAAUGUGCAUUGAGCUUUCCCGGAGGAACUUUAAAACCUGAUAUUUUUAAAGAAGACCUUCGAGAAUUAAAAAUUACUGACGAUUAUAUUGAGGAUCUUUCGAAUGUUGUUUAUGGUUCCAGGUGUUCGGCUAACGUCGAUGAUUCUAAAUGCAUAAUUCCACGUUUCUCUAAGCUUGAAAUUUUAAGAUGGAGAGUUGAUGUUGCCAUAUCGACAAGUUCCUUAAGCAGAGUUCUUGAACCAACUCUAAUAAUGGAGUUGAAGCUAAUCAAUGGACAGAAAGAAAUAUUUGAAGUAACUCCAUCUCAAUUUCAUAGAUUAAGAUUUGCUGUUGCUGCCUUACUGAAGGAGAUAGAAUGUUUAGAAAUGAGAAAUGUGUUGAAGUCUUGACUUACUGAUUAAAAUACUUUAAUGAAUGUAUUGCCAUAUGCAAAACUACUUUUAUAAUUUUCUUGCCUAGGUUAAUUUCAAUUGAUUGAUUUUACAUGUUAAUCACAUUGUAAUCCUUUAUACAUCUAUUACAUUGUAAUAUUGUUUUUAUCAUAUUUUUGAAUAAUGUUAUGAGAUAUUUCCAUAUUGAUAUCCGUUGUCGACAAGACACUAAGGAAUUUCAAACUUUAAAAAUAAAUAGGUUGAGGUUCGCCAAGGGGAGGCGAUAAGUAUAUCCUUUAAGUUGGUUCUCUUCUAGGAUAUUCUUUUUUGUUCCUCACAUUAUGUUAUCGGAAAGUCACCGAGACUUGCCGAUUAUUUUGUCAUAGAUACCGAAACAGGAACCUUAUAAAUGUUAUUAACUCAGCACUUUGUUGCAAAAUUAGUAAGCUCCCUAAAAAGUUAUUGAAUCAAAUUUUUUUGUAAUUGGUUUAAAAUUAAUCCAUAAAUAAAAUAACAAAAAUUAAUGGUGACAUUUCUUUUUAAACUAUAUAUACUCUAACCUAUUGCUUAUUCUUUUAAUGCCGAAAGGGCAUUUUCAAAUUAUUAAUAUUCCAUUGUAAUUUUAUUAUUAAAAAUUAGAUGUUAUUAACUCGAUAUUUUGCUACAAAAUAUGUUAGUUAUACCCUGAUUUUGAACCUAAUUUUUAAAAGUGGAUAUAAAAUUAAUCAAUGGAUAUAAAGAAAUAUCUCAAUUUUUUUCUGUUUCAAAUAAUAGAUCUUCUAAUCCAAUGUUUCUCGUUUUGUUAUGGCUAAAACUCUAAACAUACUUUUUUAUUUUUGUUGAAAUUGUUUAUAUACUUUUUGUUUAAACCAAUCUAAGAUUUUAAUAAAUAUAUAUUAAUUUUGAGGUCAA